Molecule: messenger RNA, 779 nt
Organism: Physeter macrocephalus (sperm whale)
Lineage: Eukaryota; Metazoa; Chordata; Mammalia; Artiodactyla; Physeteridae
Gene: FXYD4
Product: FXYD domain containing ion transport regulator 4
Exons: 5
Coding region: 91-369 (92 amino acids)
Biological process (GO): potassium ion transmembrane transport; regulation of sodium ion transmembrane transporter activity
Cellular component (GO): membrane
Molecular function (GO): sodium channel regulator activity
Source: RefSeq, a predicted model, not a curated record
CUGGACCUCUCUGCUAGAGGUUGGUGAGGGGUGAUGUGGAGCCCAGUGUAGACAGAGAGGGGCUUGAGGGAACAGGGAAGGAGGGGCAGGAUGGGGCUGAGACUGGGGAUUAAAGAACCAGCGUCGUCGUCAUCGACGACGAAGAGUGACAGGCCGACACAUAACAUGGUCUUCGGGAGAACUUCAUUCCAGCAUGGAGACUGGGAAGGCCUGCAGCUGGGCGGGGUGAUCUGUGCAGCACUCCUGUGCAUCGCUGGAAUCUUGUUCGCCCUGAGUGGCAAAUGCAAAUGCAAGCAAGAUCAUAAGCACAGCUCCUUACCCGAGAAAGCCGUUCCACUCAUCACUCCAGGCUCUGCCAGUGCCUGCUGAGCACAGGACCGUGAGCACAGGACCGGCUUCAUGGCACUUCCUGCACCAGCUCCCAUACUGUCCCCUCCCCCUUGGGGGACUUUACCCUUCAUGAUGGCCUUUCUCUCUGAGGGUGGGCCCUUAGGCUCCCUUAUGCUCGGGAGGCUGUCCAGAGCUUAUUUCUAAAUUAAACUUUUCUCCUCCCUCCUGUGGUCUUAUGACCUUCUGUGGGUCUGGUUAGGGACAGGCAGGCUGGAAAAGGGACAAGGAAAUCUUGCUCAGGAAAGUCCAGGCCCCUCAGCGGGGGUGGGGGGUGUCCCAUAGAUUGCUGAUGCAUCCUGUGGCCACAUGUCUGUCCUGAAGCCAUUCCCAGCAUGCCCCCCACUUUGAGGACCUCCUGAUAAUUGAUCUCCUGCCUCACCCAUGCAUGA